AUGCCGGGCCUGCAGCAAGCUGUGAAUGGAGCGGAAGACGUCGGCAGAGCAGCUCUGAUGGUCGAGCAGCGUGCACAAAAGAGACAGGCGAAGAUGUCGUUGAGCCGCGAGUUUGGAGAUGUUUCUUCGUCGUCUUUUUGGGUGUUCGACCUUGACGAAGGAGGACGCCGAAAAGGGUUUAGCCUGGCUGUUAGGGAGCAGAUACGUAGCAGCGGCAGAGGAGAUGCUCCGACAGCCCAAAUGAACAAGUGA
Messenger RNA from Nannizzia gypsea CBS 118893, 252 nucleotides. RefSeq lists its product as hypothetical. The transcript is spliced from 2 exons. NCBI's taxonomy places the organism in Eukaryota, Fungi, Ascomycota, Eurotiomycetes, Onygenales, Arthrodermataceae. The record is from RefSeq and is a predicted model, not a curated record. The coding region runs from base 1 to 252 and encodes 83 amino acids.